AACCUUUCAGCCCGCCGCCCUUGACAAGCAGAUUAUCUCUGCAUUCUUCGCCCAACUUCUGUCAAUUACCAACAAUACGAAGCCUAUGUUGGUUACAAUCUCGCGUGGGGUCAGGGCUACAUGCGCUGUUCGAGCCGCAAGUGCCGUCUAGGAUUUCCAGGUCAUCUCUUGCCCCCAAAGUCUCGAAAUAAGCCAUUGACGGAGAUGAAUGCGCCCGUUCCUGCAGCUGGAGAAAGUAUGAACCCGUCGAUCGAUAGCGCCGCCUUCUUAUCCCAACCUGCUACAACAUCACGCCGACAAGGCAGCGGCCAUGUAGCCAUAAGAUCUAUUGGAAGUGUAUAUGGAUAUCCCUCUUUGGCCACGAAUUACAACUACUUGAUUCCUGAGAUUCCAGGCGUGCUAGAAAACCAGUCUCCUAGUGUUGCCCCAAGCUGCGCGAUACCCAUCUGUCCAUCAGACAGUCAGAAUCCAUACGGAUUCACUGGGCCUGGAUCAUUGGUACCGGAAGACCCGGAGGGCCUACCGGGAUGGUCUACCCGAGAAUAUGGAAUCCUAUGAUCUAGACCCCCAACGACAUGCUCCCAUCGUACCGCUACAUCAGGACCAAGGGUUGGACUAUCGGAAGGGCCGAUGGUGUAGAACAAACGGGAGCUGCCGCAGUUUGAUGUCACACUGAAUCGCAAUGGAUGUUCUAAGGAAAGAUAUGCACAAGAAAGAAACUUGUCCCUUCGCUGCUCUCAAGAUCGUCAUGUAAAUCUAAGCCAUGCAGUUGUUUCAAGACGAAGACUAUAUCUACCUAUAAUUAGCAGAUAGCCUGAGGAAUUGUCAAGAGGCCCUCGUAAGAAACUCCAU
This is a messenger RNA of Ilyonectria robusta, 852 nucleotides long. RefSeq lists its product as uncharacterized. Lineage: Eukaryota; Fungi; Ascomycota; Sordariomycetes; Hypocreales; Nectriaceae. The record is from RefSeq and is a predicted model, not a curated record. The coding region runs from base 121 to 558 and encodes 145 amino acids. The transcript is spliced from 2 exons.